AUUUGGAUGUCUCUAAUGCCCAAGUUAAAUUAAAUACCUCAAGGGGGCUGCGAAGAAUUUUGCAAGAGCAUUAGAAGCAUGGGAGCAGCAAUACUCACUUCUUGCUGUAGCUGAAAAGCUCAAGAAAACAGAACCACUUGGAUUUUUAAUAGCCAGAGCAAGACAGUGCCUGGAAGAGGGAAGCAGCCAAAGGGUCGGAAGUGUGUGCUUAACAAACUCCAGCAAUAGCAACUUAGAUACUCGAAAAUAGAAAUCUAGCUGAGCUCCUUUUUGUUGGUCAUUCUCCUGCUAUCAAUUAAUCUGGAUCCAGAACUGAACCUAGCAGGAGAACCUACAGCAUUUCUAAGGUGUGAUCCUACUUCAUCCUUCUUCCACUAUUAGAGCUGGCCAUGAAGAGUAAGGAUGAGACCAGUGACACAGACAGUGGGAUCAUAGUGCAGUCAGGACCAGACAGCCCUGUGUCUCCAAUGAAGGACCUGACCCAAGCUAUGAGGAAGCAGCAAAGAGUGCUGGAGGAGCGGCUGGAGGCUUGUGUGCAGGAACUGAAAAGACUGUGUUUGCGUGAGGCGGAGCUGACAGGAUUGCUUCCCUUAGAGUAUCCUCUGAAAGCAGGUGAGAAGCCCCCAAAGGUCCGUCGUCGAAUUGGGGCUGCUUUCAAAUUGGAUGAAAAGGCUAUCCUCUCAAGAGGAGCGGAUCCAGUGAGCACACUGGAAAGGGAUCUGGCUCUGCAGCUGCAGAUUGCUGAGGCUGCACGGUGUCUCUCUCGGGAAGAGAAUCUCACUAAGCAAGUCCGGAAGCGCCGAAAAAGUGCCGUGUUGAAGGAAGAAAAAAAGCUGAAGGACUUAGAGCAAGCCCUCAGUGAAUACCGCCUGGCAGCCCAGCAUUUGGCACCACUAAGGGCCAGUGCCCCAGUUUUAGAAGGCUUUAGUGCCUCUGAUGAGAGUUCCCUGUCAGAUGUUGUCCUAGUAGAAGAAGGACCCCAAGUGCUGAACUCUCAUCCUCCAUCAAAGCUUGCGUCCUCAGCUCAUCUUCAUGGUUCUUCAGCUCAGCCUUCUCCUGCUAGCUUGCCAGAAGGCCAGAUCCACUACCAACCCACAGAACUGGAAUGUGCACCCAUCCAGAACAGCCCCUGGAAGGAGACCAGUCUGGAUAAACCUUAUGAGAAGACCAAGAAAUCUUCUGAGCCUAGCAGUAUAUCAAGUAGUCCAGGCCUGAUUCUCCAGCCAGCACCCAGCUCUACAGCUCAGAGGAUAGCUGAGCCACCUUUGUGCCACUUUGUUCCUGCGAGGAAGAUAGAAGCCAGGAGACAGGCUGGUUCCAGUGCCCCACCUACACCAGAGUUCCUGGGAAGGAGAGGACAAUCCCAGGCCAUAAGAAUGUGUUCAUCUCGGGAAGGUUUGGAAUCACGUGGAAGAAGCGCACUGCCAAGGCGGCGUCCGACCUACUACACUGUCACUGUUCCUGAUUACUGCUUCUUGGCACCCAAACCCAACCCAGCCAUCAAACCCACCUAUCGUUCUGCUUCAGAAGACAGCAAUUCAGAUGUCUCCAGCAUCUCCUACACAACGUCAGCUGGCAGCAGCAGCCCUGACAUCUCUUUCCUGAAGCCCAUACCCCCAACACCCAUGGAGGAGCCUUUGCAGCCAUUCCAGAGCCAGGUCUGCAAGGGACAUGAAGCAGAAUACCACUCUCAAUGUCCUCAGAAGCUGCUGUCACCACCGGGCUACUUCUCUGCCAUUGAGUAUGCACCUGAGUGUCUCCUGCCUGCUGGGAGGGAGCCCUGCUAUGGCCGACCAUCCUUUCUCUCUGCCAGCUCUGCCCACUUUGCCUACAAGGAAGAAGCAGUGCCAUUGAGAUUCCACAGGUCAAUUGUUUCCCAAAGCAGGGUGGUGCGAACACCUUCUCUGAAGGACUGCCUCCCUUGCCCUUCCACAGGCACACGAGUAUUGUCCAAGUCAGCUGUGACAGAAGAGCUAAAAUCAUGGCAUGAACGGACCCGCUUGCGCAAUGCACGGCCACACUCACUGGACCGGCAAGGUGCUUUCCGCAUGCGCAGUGGGCCAGGUAGAGAGUUGCGCACUGUGUGUUCCAUGGGACAGCAAACGCAGGUUCCUCGUGUGCAUAUUCUGAAACGCUCUCCCGAGGGAGCCCCUGUACAGGUCUAUGUGCCGGAGAAUGGGGAAAUCAUUACUCAGGUCUAGAAAGCUACUUACCGCAUCCACCUCACAAAAUCAGGCAUUGUCAGCAGGCUGACUGUCUACUUGAAGGCGAGGUCGUCCCAAGCCAAAUCUUGGCAUGCUCCUUGACCUGCUGUUCCUUCCUGCUACUUGAAUAGAAAAACUAAGAUCCACACUGGAAGCCACAGGAGAUGACUACUCAGCCUUUUCCUUUUGUUCCUGUGCUGAACUCACACAGUAGACUUGUCUUGGACAGCUGUGUUUCUUUUGCUGUGGACUAGGUGGAAUACACAGGACAGCAAGAACCAACUGUGUUAAUAUUUGUUUGUCUGCCUAUUUAUUCACCUGUUUACUACAGUGGAAACAUUUUGGGAUGCUUGCGACUUAGGAGAGCAACAUCAGCUCAAAAAAUUUCAGAUAGCUGCUCGGAAAGGAAUCAAGCCUUACCACAUGGCUUGACUCUCUCCUGUGGAAGUGAGAUGUAUGUGCUUUCCCAAAUAUUCAAUUGUGGUUCUCUCCUCUAUUCUUACAAGCUAUGUGUUGGCUGCUAGCACAUCAGGCCACACCAAAGAAACUGGCAAGUCUUCUUGAGUGCAAGUUACACUCUUACCAGUGUGCCAUGUACUUUCAUUCAUAACUCCUGCCAUCUCUUCGGUUCUAUACCUGAAUCACAGAUGCCUUAUUUUCAGUUUUAUUGGAAAUUUCUACUAAAAAAUUGACCCAUUUCAUGGGUGAAAUCUUGCUCUUUUUGUAUGUGUCUAACCCUAACCUUCAUUAUUUCUUGGAAGGAGGAAGAGUUUUUCCGUAUACAAAGUCAGUCACUGUAUUUAGUAAUCUCCUUUUCUUACUUACCAGACAACUAGUUGUCUUACAACUGACAAGAUGUCUAUUGUUCUAAUGAGUUAUAACUAGAAAACAGCUGCUAUAUACCAACUUUGGAUGCCAGGAUGGUCAUGCUGCUCUCACAGGAAGUUCCCAGAUCCAUUAACACAACAGAAAAGGGAUGUGUUCUAUCCAGGUUUUCAG
Heteronotia binoei (common prickly gecko) is the source of this 3203-nucleotide messenger RNA. It is a transcript of the gene INAVA, whose product is annotated as innate immunity activator. The record is from RefSeq and is a predicted model, not a curated record. The transcript is spliced from 11 exons. NCBI's taxonomy places the organism in Eukaryota, Metazoa, Chordata, Lepidosauria, Squamata, Gekkonidae. The coding region runs from base 390 to 2201 and encodes 603 amino acids. Gene Ontology annotation, biological process: positive regulation of protein ubiquitination; adherens junction maintenance.